Solenopsis invicta (red fire ant) is the source of this 1289-nucleotide messenger RNA. RefSeq lists its product as uncharacterized. The transcript has 4 exons. Lineage: Eukaryota; Metazoa; Arthropoda; Insecta; Hymenoptera; Formicidae. The record is from RefSeq and is a predicted model, not a curated record. The coding region runs from base 299 to 931 and encodes 210 amino acids.
CCUGCGUUGUUUAACUACAAUAGCUGUUCGGCUAGGCUCAAUACGCGUGUCUUGGGAUACACAAAACAAAAAAAAAAGGGUAAGAAGCUUUUCACGAUUUGGUCCUCGCGAUAGCACUACGCUGCACCUUCUACACUUUAAAUGAAACAGAUAUAUAACUACGCGUUAGAGUGAGAGAGAAAAAAGAGGUGUGAGUGUGUGACGUAAAAAGUUGGCGCCGUUGGCGGUUAUUGUCACGUUUGGAGUUUGGACUGUUUGGACGUUGUGUCAAUUGUCGAUUGUCGCUUUUCGGCAAAAGAUGGAGAAGACUUCGUUCGCGUCGUGCCAGAAUUACUUUGACAGGCUGCGGCGUAAAACGCGCGAGAUAGACGAGGGCAUCGAGAGGCUCACCGAAACCUGGAGAACGACCUGGAGAACGCCGCACCUUCUCGUUGGCGGCUACGCCGAGCGCACGGCCGAGACCAAUGCCUGCUUGGAGGAGAUGUGGGAGAUCAUCCGAAGUACCGGAGAUGCAGUGGAGAAAUUUAAUUCUGAAUUGGAAUCAUCUUUGGACGAGACAGAUCGAUUCCUUCAGGAAUCACAGGCGAUGUAUGAAGAUUUGAAGGAGCAGUGCAACAAUUUAGACAUCGUUUUAGCAGAAUUUGGUUAUCAUUAUGAAGAGGAUAGCAGUGAGCAGGAAAACCAUUCACAAAACAAUAGUCAAACUUCCAUAAGCGACAGUGUUUUUAUUACUGAAGAGUUGCCUGAUGUAGAAGUCGAGUUCACACCGAACUUGACGUGGAAGUGCAAGGCUAAGUCCAGAGAUUCAGAUAAUUGUAAUGGUAAUUCCGUCAAUCCGGUUAUCAAAGGUAUCGCGACACCUGUGAUCAAAAGUCUAAAAUCAGUUCUACAAUCAGAGAUUCUUAAUGCAAGAGGAUCAUAUAAACAAUAGUAAAAAUUCCAUGAACAGUGUUUUUAUUACUGAAGAGUUGCCUGACGAUUUGCAGUUAUAAUAUAACAAAGGUGUUAGAACUGAAAAAACUAGUCUUUGCGAAUUUUUAUACAUAUUUUUGUAAUAGAGAAUUGUGUAAUAAAGCAUUGAAAAAAAAUGAAAUCAAUCUUUGCUUUAAACAAUCUCACAUGGAUGCGAUCUAACUUAACCAAACUGAUCCAGCCUAACCUUAAAACUGUUGGCUGUAGCAUCGAAAACUUGUCACGAUUGACGCGCUUUGUAUAGUUCAACAAUAUAAAUUUUUGAGUUGCUAAUUACUGAUCCAAGUUGGAACAAUAAAUAACAGAUUUUAUAAUGA